AUGAAAGGAGGAUGUAUAGCUAAUAUUGGAUCUUGUGGAACAGGAUUUGAUUCUGCAAGCAGUUCAGUACAAAUGAAGAAAUGUUUAACAAAAGGGUCGGAACUCGCUGAUAGGAAAAGGGAGAAAAAUAAAGCAAUGCCACGAGCUCUAUUAAUCCACUGUUCAUCGAUAGAUGAAGCUCUCUCUUUAUCAUCUCGUGCCAGAUUCAACAUCUUUUUUCCUUUUUGUGAACCACGGGAGCGCCUAGCACCAAUAAGAACAAAGCUCAUUUUCCUUGCAAGGUAA
Molecule: messenger RNA, 285 nt
Organism: Capsicum annuum
Lineage: Eukaryota; Viridiplantae; Streptophyta; Magnoliopsida; Solanales; Solanaceae
Exons: 1
Coding region: 1-285 (94 amino acids)
Source: RefSeq, a predicted model, not a curated record